AUGAAAUUCCUCGAAGAAGACGAGGAUGAAACAAUGCACUCUGGGGCGGACGUGGAAGCUUUCACUGCUGAAUUGAACAGAGACAUUGAAGGGAAUGCUUCCACAUCUCAGCAACAACCCUCUGAUUCUGAUAACGCAGCCAUGUCUCACGGAGGCAGUGAAACCGCAAGUCAUUUUCUUCCACAGUGGCAGACUUCAACUCAAGACGGAAUUGUUAACUCUCAAACUGGGCAAGGUAUUGCGGCCACGGAGGAAAAGGAACAACUUCCUUCUCAAUCUAGUCAACAACAACACAUUUUUGAGCCUGAGAAUAGGAAGGAGGACGCUUUUCCACAUAACCCGUCCACGGAUGCUAGUUCGCAACGGCAAGAUGAUGGGAAAAAUGUUCCCGCCUCCAAUACUAUGACUGCUCAAACAUCUCGAGAACAGCCGAUCCAUAUCCAUGACCUGGAUAGCGAAUCCAAUCUGGAAAGAGAGUCCCAAAUGGAGAAACUACAAAAUGUCAGCAAUCAUUCGGUCAUGGGGAUGAGUUCAAAUGAUCAAAGGCCUGUGUUGAUGGAGUCCAAAGAUCAGCAUUCUGUAGGGACGGUGAUGAGUGGCCAACAGGCAAUGACUUCUGGAUUGAAUAAUCAACAGUCAAUGGCAAGUGGUAGUCAGAAACAGCAAGGUAGUUCGUUGAAGUUGAACAGACAGGUGCCAUUUGGCAUGUUGCUUCCAAUAAUACAACCCCAACUUGACAAGGACAGGGCUAUGCAGCUUCACACACUUUACUUUAAACUGAAGAAAAAUGAGAUCUCUAAAGAUGGUUUUAUCCGACACAUGAGAAGUAUCGUUGGGGACCAGAUGUUAAAGAUGGCCGUAUUUAAGUUGCAGACACAGGAUGUCAAGAACACACAGAUUGCUGCCAAUCAAUUUCAGUCGCAGCCUCAGACUUCUGCCCGGCAAAUGCAACUUCCAUCAAAUGUAAGCAGUUCAACAAGCAAUGUCAAUACACGUGAAGAAAUGCAAACGGAUUCACCGGGAUUGCAAGCAAGCCAUAUGCCAACUCCUAGUCCGAGUUCCCUAACUCAUGACCGAAAGCAUUCUUCUUUUCCUGGACAAGGACUUAACAAACAACCACAUAAUAUGCAUAUAUCACAUGCAUCUUUCCCCACAUACGGAUCCACAGCAAAUAGUUAUCCACCUUUCACUAAUGCUGCACCUCAGAUGAGGCAGGGUUCAACGCACCAGAACAUACCCAUGAAUCACCUGGGACACACGGCUGCACCCCCUGGCAUGCUACAUCCAUCCAAUUUUGACCGGGCCCAUCCUCUUGGUGAAGCCAAGAAAAUGCAGCAGGGAGGUCUGACUCACGUGCAGCAGAAAACCGGUGUUUCUCCAUCAACAGCGCAUGUGAAACAAGAAAACCUUGAUCAGCCAGUUGAACAGCAUAAUGCCCUGCAAGGGUCAUCUUCCUUGUCUCGUGGACCGAUUAAGCAAGUUGGUGCGGCAUCUGGUAAUUUGAAUAAUGAACCUUUUGAGAUGCAAUCAUCUAGGAUGGGAUUUGCUCCGUCUACGAAUGUGGUCUCCAUGAAUUCUGUUUCCUCUUCCAAUCCAAGCCCAAUGGAACCUAACAUUCAGUCACAACCCCGUUCAAUAACACCCUCCAUGGGAAUUGGAAAUAAUUCGAAGGCUGCCCCCAAAAAGCCUUUGGCUGGUCAGAAGAAGCAAAUGGAACCACCUGGUUCUUCUCCUCCAAGUAAGAAGCAAAAAGUUUCUGGAGGCUUUUUGGAUCAAAGCAUUGAACAUCUCAAUGAUGUUACUGCAGUUAGCGGAGUUAAUCUAAGGGAGGAAGAGGAACAAUUGUUUUCUGGCGCUAAGGAAGACAGCCGGGUUUCAGAGGCUUCUCGAAAGGUUGUUCAAGAAGAAGAAGAAAGACUGAUUCUGAACAAGAUUCCACUUCAGAAGAAAGUUGUGGAAAUAAUGGCAAAGUGUGGUUUGAAGAAUAUGACCAAUGACGUGGAGCGAUGCUUAUCCUUGUGUGUGGAAGAGAGAAUGCGGGGACUCAUAUCUAAUCUCAUCAGACUCUCAAAGCAGCGAGUUGAUUUUGAGAAGCCAAGACACAAAAUUAUUGUCACCUCAGAUGUUAGACGACAAAUCUUGACUAUAAACCACAAAGCUCGCAAAGAGUGGGACAAAAAACAGGCUGAAACUGAGAAGUCCCAAAAACCAAAUGAAACUGAGAAUGCUUCUGGAGUUGACGGUGACAAGGAUAAAGAUGAAACCCGUGGAAAAUCUGCAAAGGCUAACAAGGAGGAAGACGAUAAAAUGCGGGCAACGGCUGCAAAUGUUGCUGUUCGAGCAGCCACUGGUGUUGGUGACAUGCUGUCAAGAUGGCAGUUAAUGAUUGAAGCCAAGCAAAAACAGGGAGGCUCUGAUACACUAUCAGGCUCUCAGCCCGGAAAGGACAUGGUGGCGGCCCGAAAGUCUUCCGCAACAUCAUUGAAGAAAACGAGGGAAAAUCAAGAAGCUGACAGACGAGAUCCUUCGGCUGCAACCCCUGCAUCAGUUAGAAAAAUGGGAAGAAAUCAAGUUGUUAUACCUCGGGUGGUUAGAAGCAUAUCGGUUAAGGACGUGAUUGCAAUUUUAGAAAGAGAACCUCAAAUGUCGAGAUCUACACUCCUCUACCGGCUUUACAACAAGGUCACUGCUGAUGUUGUCGUUGAAUGA
Molecule: messenger RNA, 2709 nt
Organism: Striga hermonthica
Lineage: Eukaryota; Viridiplantae; Streptophyta; Magnoliopsida; Lamiales; Orobanchaceae
Source: the annotation of a GenBank genome assembly